Messenger RNA from Pseudonaja textilis, 1679 nucleotides. RefSeq names its product SRY-box transcription factor 21 (gene SOX21). The record is from RefSeq and is a predicted model, not a curated record. Gene Ontology annotation, biological process: positive regulation of transcription by RNA polymerase II; negative regulation of transcription by RNA polymerase II; brain development. Gene Ontology annotation, molecular function: DNA-binding transcription activator activity, RNA polymerase II-specific; RNA polymerase II cis-regulatory region sequence-specific DNA binding. Gene Ontology annotation, cellular component: nucleus. NCBI's taxonomy places the organism in Eukaryota, Metazoa, Chordata, Lepidosauria, Squamata, Elapidae.
CGCCGCCGCCGCCGCGGGCAUGGCCAAGCCGGCGGACCACGUGAAGCGGCCCAUGAACGCUUUCAUGGUGUGGUCGCGGGCGCAGCGGCGCAAGAUGGCCCAGGAGAACCCCAAGAUGCACAAUUCGGAGAUCUCCAAGCGGCUGGGCGCCGAGUGGAAGCUGCUGAGCGAGGCCGAGAAGCGCCCCUUCAUCGACGAGGCCAAGCGCCUGCGGGCCAUGCACAUGAAGGAGCAUCCGGACUACAAGUACCGGCCGCGGCGGAAGCCCAAGACGCUCCUCAAGAAGGACAAGUUCGCCUUCCCGGUGGUGUCCUACGGCUUGCCCGACGCCUCCGACCCCCACAUCCACCCCCUCGGACCGCAUCACCCGGCGCUCAAAGCUGGCGCCCUCCACGGCCACGAAGCCCUGCUGGCCAACCCGGAGAAAGCUGCCGCCGCCGCCGCGGCAGCCGCCCGCGUCUUCUUCCCUCCCUCCGCCGCUGCCGCCGCAGCGGCCGCGGCAGCAGCGGCGGCGGGGGGCAGCCCUUACUCGCUGCUCGACCUGGGCUCCAAAAUGGCAGCGGAGAUCUCCUCCUCGGCGGGAUCCGGUGGCGGCUCGGCGGCCGGACUGCCCUACGCCGCCUCUUCGCUGGCUUACCCGACGGCUGGAGGCGCUUUCCACGCCGCCGCGGCUGCAGCGGCCGCCGCCGCGGCCAGUGGGGGCCACAGUCACUCGCACCCGUCCCCCGGCAACCCCGGCUACAUGAUCCCUUGCAACUGCAGCGCCUGGCCCAGCCCGGGACUCCAGCCGCCCCUGGCCUACAUCCUGCUGCCCGGCAUGGGUAAACCUCAGCUGGACCCUUACCCGGCGGCGGCCUACGCCGCGGCCCUAUGACAAUCAGCGCCCUGAGGAGGAGCCCGGUGCCGAGAAGAGCCGGGCGAUCUCGCGGGGCCCGGACUGCAGCCCCAAGUAGAGCGCCGGCCGUCAUUCCCGCUCCGCCUGGCUCUCCACGAGAAGCCCGCAGCCUGGCGCUUGGCUCGCCCUCUCUGCAGCUCCGGAGCCGAGAACGGAAGCCGGCAAACCGCCGGGGACCUCUCCCGGCUUGCUCCCCCGGCAUGGCUGGUGGGGUCGAGACGUCGCUGCUUCCUCGAAGUUUUCUUUCCCGGGAAGAUCCCGCCUGCCACUGCAGGACCCGGUUCCGACGACCUUGGGAGUUGCUUUGCUUUCCGUUCCAUUCCUCAUCCCGCCCGCUUUCCUCUCCUUCGCCCCCCAGACCCACGUCCUAUCCCGACCCGCAGUUCCGAGUAUGUACUAGCCAAGUCCCCGCACCUCCGUCCCAACAUAGUCGCGAGGUUUUCCUUUCAAUCGGUGUUUGGAUGCUACUGAGCAAAAAGAGAGUUUGCAUCCGCCUCCGCACAAAGAAGCAGAACCCUUAUACAAGACAGUCGUAGUUAAGGAGGCGUUUAAUCCUCCCCAGAAGAGAAGCCGGCUACUGGCUCUUCUUCCUGCCAUCCACAUAUCUCACCUGAAGUUUGUAAAAUGUAUACCUGUCCGUGAGAACUUUAGGUCUAAGGCUAUAUUAUUUGAAAACUGUGGGUUUGGGUUUUGGCUGUGAUCCUACGCCCACGUUGGCUCGCUGCUAGGGCUGGCUGCCUUCAAAGGGACUUGCUUCCCAAUCAGACGAACGAAGAGAGGCUCA